Molecule: messenger RNA, 702 nt
Organism: Psammomys obesus (fat sand rat)
Lineage: Eukaryota; Metazoa; Chordata; Mammalia; Rodentia; Muridae
Product: TBC1 domain family member 8B-like
Exons: 3
Source: RefSeq, a predicted model, not a curated record
AGAUGUUUUUAGGUUCAUGACACUCUAGCAGUUGCAGAUAUAUCCAAAUUAUAGGAAAGGCACUAAUGGGCUCCUGUUUGGAGGAAGUAAAAAUCAGCUCUAUCCAGAAGCUAAUGAAAGUGGAUAAGAGUUAGAAAGAAAGCCUUUUACAAGGUGGUCAUUUUUAAACGUGUUAUCUAUUUUCCAGGUGCCUUGGUCGAUCAGGCAGUGUUUGAAGAACUUAUCAGGGAUCACCUUCCUCAACUGACAGAACACAUGACCGAUAUGACCUUCUUUUCCUCAGUUUCUCUCUCAUGGUUCCUCACACUUUUCAUCAGUGUGCUACCUAUUGAAAGUGCAGUGAAUGUUGUGGACUGUUUCUUCUAUGAUGGGAUAAAGGCCAUUUUACAACUGGGAUUGGCAAUCCUUGACUAUAAUUUAGACAAACUUCUGACUUGCAAAGAUGAUGCUGAAGCUGUGACCACUUUAAACAGGUUCUUUGACAAUGUCAUUAAUAAGGAUAGCCCAUUGCCUUCAAAUGUUCAGCAGGGUUCAAAUUUCAAUGAUGAAAAAGGCAGCCAUACUAAAGUGGAUAUUACAGAUUUGAUUAGAGAGUCCAAUGAGAAAUAUGGUAGUAUUCGCUAUGAAGAUAUACAUAGCAUGCGCUGUCGAAAUAGGUUAUAUGUGAUACAGACCCUGGAGGAAACAACAAAGCAGAAUGUG